Abrus precatorius (Indian licorice) is the source of this 1491-nucleotide messenger RNA. Its product is annotated as caffeoylshikimate esterase-like. The record is from RefSeq and is a predicted model, not a curated record. Gene Ontology annotation, cellular component: membrane. NCBI's taxonomy places the organism in Eukaryota, Viridiplantae, Streptophyta, Magnoliopsida, Fabales, Fabaceae. The transcript has 8 exons. Bases 273 to 1220 code for a protein of 315 amino acids. Gene Ontology annotation, molecular function: lipase activity.
AGAGGGAGAAACGUUGGUUCAUAGAAUCACCUCUCUCUCUCUCUCUCUCUCUCUCUGUGUGUGUGUGUCUGUCUACUCUAUAAAUAGGGAAUAUGUGAUUUCCAAAUUUCCAUGCACUAAAAAUUUCUCCUUCCCACUUCACUCAUCAAAAGACUAUUUCUCCUCUGUUUCCAUCUCUCCCUCCUCCCUUUUUUUUUUAUCAUUCUCGAGAAAAAGAAAAAAAGAACAGAAAAUUAGACCAAACCUUCGGAGUCCAACGUUAACAAAUCUUCAUGGCGUUUGAAACAGAGAUUAAAUAUGAAGAGGAAUACGUAUUGAACUCUCGAGACAUGAAGCUUUUUGCAUGCCAAUGGCUUCCGGUUAAUGAAAGUCCAAAAGCGUUAAUCUUCAUCUGCCAUGGGUAUGCCAUGGAAUGCAGCAUCACCAUGAAGAGCACAGCAAUAAGGCUUGCAAAAGCGGGUUUUGGUGUGUAUGGAAUUGACUAUGAAGGGCAUGGAAAAUCAGAUGGGCUUCCUGGUCUUGUUAAGAAUUUUGAUGAUGUUAUCGAUGAUUGCUCAAACCAUUUCACUUCCAUUUGUGAAAAGGCAGAGAACAAGAAAAAGAUGAGGUACUUGUUGGGGGAAUCCAUGGGAGGAGCUGUGGCCCUGCUUUUGCACUGGAAAAGGCCAGAUUUCUGGGAUGGGGCAAUUUUGGUGGCACCCAUGUGCAAGAUUGCAGAUGAAAUGAAACCCAACACAAUAGUGAUUGGUAUAUUAAGUGCACUAAGCAAAUUUAUUCCCUCAUGGAGAUUAGUUCCAACCAAUGAUGUCAUUGAUGCCGCCUUUAAACUCCCUGAAGUCAGAGAAGAGAUUAGAGCCAACGAAUAUUGCUACAAAGGAAAGCCUCGGUUGAGAACAGGCUACGAACUUUACAGGGUCAGUACAGAUAUUGAGCAAAGAUUACACGAGGUGUCACUACCUUUUCUGCUUUUGCAUGGUGAGGAAGAUAAAGUGACAGACAAAUCAGUUAGCAAACAACUAUGUGAUGUGGCAGCAAGCUCGGAUAAGACACUGAAGUUGUACCCAGAAAUGUGGCAUGGUCUAUUGUAUGGGGAGCCACCAGAAAAUUUGAACAUUGUAUUUUCAGAUAUUAUUAAUUGGGUAGAGGAGAGAUCUCAAUAUGGAAAUUCAAGAGUGGAGAGAGAGCUGAAAGAACAAAAUGAAUGUUUGGUGAAAGUCUAAAUUGGGUCCCUAACUAUUUGUUUUGUACCAAAGAAUUUGUCUUCCUUGGAGCUAAAGUUUGUUGUUGUUCGGUAAGAUGCUUGGAAAACAAACGGAGGCAAUGCAAUAGGGAUUGCGGGCACUGUUGUCGUGUAAUCUCUUGUAUGUCCCGAAUCCCCAUUUGGGUGUGCUUCCAAGUUCUGAAGAAAUAACUAAAUGUAUUUUUUUCUCUAUGCCCAUUAAAGCCCCUGUAAAGUUGAAAUUAAUUUAUAAAGGAGCUCCUGGUUUGGUU